GACUAGAUUUCCCUCAAUGUGGCCCUUGAGCUAAAAUGAGUUUGACACCCCUGAUUAAAAGUGUUUGUUAGUUUGUUUGUUUGUUUGUUUGUGUUAGCAUUAACUUUGCUCAUUUAGAGAUUGUUUGACUGCAGUUUAAAUUUGGCUUUUUCUCCUGCUAUGUUUGUUUCCUUAAUUUCAAUAAGCAGGACCUCUUGACUUUCUUUGAUCUUGUAAACAAAACAGAAUAAAACAAAGCCAUGGGUAUAAUAUGUGACAACAAGUAUUUCUGCGCUGAGCAGUCUUUCAGCUGUAAUGCUGCUUAGUCUGCAGUCAUUAAACCCUGCUGAGGGCUGCACCGCCUGCAUCUCUGCAUGCACAGGUCACCUCGGUCCCGUCUGAGGUAUGGAUCAGCACUUCAGGUGCAUUAAACAGCACAAUGUUGCAUUAUUUUUUUAUGGCUUGUUACCACAUGAGUGUAUCCAUUCUGCAUAUUUAUGCAUAAUUUUAAUGCACCAUCCUCUGUGUGGAAGCUAAACUUGGACACAUGUUGGCUGUAAAGUGAACAAAAGCAGGCAGAAACUAGUUUUGAUGUCUGGAGUACCAGAUCCUGCCUGAUUCUGCAGUCUCCUCACACUCUAGACUCAUUUUCAGUACAGAGGGAUUCAAGGAUGGUUCUGUAGGUGAAGCGAUAGCAAUGCUGGAGGGUUUGCAGGCAAACCUUUAUUGAAAAGCAAAACACAAAAAUAGAAAUUUGAUUAUUUUGGUGGAGAAGAAGCUAAGGAAUCACUAACGCAUAGAGCUUUUUGCCAUUUACAAUGCACACACCCACUGUAUCCUCCUUCAGGUGUUUGGCCCUUCAUAUUUCUUAGAAAUAUUGGCAUUUAUUUUGCAUUUUUAUAAUUAAAACGCAGCUCCCUGGCAGAUUUUUAUGAAAUUUCUAACUUCCAUAAACUCCAUAAAAAUGCACACAUGGUUCACUUUCUCCACCCGUUCCCAGACGAAUAUUUUAACUCCCUGUGAUUGAUUAGCUUUCCACUCCCCGAUACUUAAACUGAGUCCAUUAAGUUCUGCAGACUCAUCAUUUGUAAGCUAUGCUCGCAUUCUUCUUUACCUCCACCGUCCCCCACCCCAACUUUAUCACAGAGAGGCUGAGCAGGGCAUCGAGGACUUUUAAAUCGGCAACAAUACGCGUGUGUAACUUUUCACGUCAGAGGUGAUUUUUAACUCAUUUCAACUUAGUAAAACAAUGCUUUUGCAGUUAUGGUGGUUUCAAAGUUUGCACGGUCUAAUUAAAAACCGUUUGACUUAUUAAGAGUGAGAGUCACUGACUACGUCAGAAGAUACAAGCUUCUCCAGGGUUGAGCAGACUCAUUUACUCUAAGUGCUGCUCGUAUCCCUGCCAUCAGCAGAUGUGGAUCAAUGCCUGGUUUUAAAGUUUUGCAUCACUUAAGAUGACUGAGCUUAUAAAGACAGAUCUGACUGUCAAUCAGAGACCAUUAGUAGAGAGAUUCCUUCAGUAUAAAAAAAACUUCCCAAUCACAUCAGCACCAGUCUCAAACACACAUGUGACUACACACGUGCUGCUCGGGAGAGACGUGGAGCCAGGAGGACCUAAAACAAACCGGGAUCUGAAUCUAAGAUGGAAAAAUGCUGGAAAACCUAGAGGAGCCUUUCAUAUGGUGAAAGAGUCAGACUUGUUUACUUUUUCCUUUACUGGUUGGUGGUUUAAGUCAGGUCAUAGUUGCUGAUGCUGGUGCAAACUCCAGCCAUGAGGUGAAGGAUGCUGAUGGAUGAAAGAGGUGACAGAUGUUAGGUGAUGUUUGCAGAAGGAAGCUGCUCCCUCAGAGGCAUCCAACCGAUCAGAACAAGAGAAGCGUCGGAUACGUUUAACUUUGUUAAAGAACUUUUGCACGAGUGAUCUCUUCUGCAAGUCAACGAUGGGUUUGGACGGCAUGGAAGUAUUCGCCAUUGCUGCGGUUGUUGGACUAUUUAUCGUUGUCCUCAAACAGUUUGGGAUUUGGGAACCGUUGUCACUGGAAGACAGCAGUGACAACGACUUCGAACUUUCCAUGGUGCGUCACCAGCCGGAGGGCCUCGAUCAGCUCCAAGCACAGACCAAGUUCACUAGGAAGGAGCUGCAGUCGCUUUACAGAGGCUUCAAAAAUGAGUGUCCCAGUGGGUUGGUGGAUGAAGAAACAUUCAAACUGAUUUACUCACAGUUUUUCCCUCAAGGAGAUGCAACAACAUAUGCACAUUUCUUGUUUAACGCCUUUGACAUGGAUAGAAAUGGUUCCAUUCGAUUUGAGGACUUUGUGAUAGGCCUGUCUGUUUUACUCAGAGGGUCUGUCACAGAGAAACUUCGUUGGGCUUUUAAUCUCUACGACAUCAACAAGGAUGGCUACGUUACAAAGGAGGAAAUGUUGGCAAUAAUGACAUCCAUUUAUGACAUGAUGGGCAGGUACACUUUACCCAGCCUACGGGAAGAUUCUCCCUUUGAGCAUGUUGAGAAAUUCUUCCAGAAAAUGGAUCGUAACAGAGAUGGAGUUGUGACAAUAGAUGAAUUCAUAGAAAUCUGCCAAAAGGAUGAAAGUAUUAUGGCAUCCAUGCAGCUCUUUGAGAAUGUCAUCUAGUUUUUGUCAAGAAAAUCGGACCAGAAACAUCUCCCUGUGCUUCCAGCCUCAAUCUGCUGGGCCUGAAUGACCUCAGUUGUCUCCAAAAUGAGACUUUGAUGAACAAAAAUUAUACACCACACAGUAAUAAAAACUAUUUAAGGCAACUGUAUUUCCAAUCAAACUGGAAAUGUGCAAUAUUUACCAAAUCAUCAUACAAAGUAAUGUUUCUUUGCAUGAAGUAUUAUUUCUGCACAGCGGUACUGUCACUGUCGGAUGACCACAAGGGUUUUCUGAGAUUAAAAACAAUGAGAUGUGAAAUACUCUGUGCUUUUAAAAAAAAUUUCUGUGAAAAGUAGUGAGUGGGAAUAUUUCACUCAUCUUGUGAAAAAUAUAAAAAUUCUCAGCUCACCUAAAGGCAGCUAAUUUAGGUCCAGUUCUACUGCUGAACUUUGUUCAGUGUUUACUAGAGAUUUAUAAUAUCAGCCUUUUUACCAACAUAUAGAUUUGGUGUAACUCUUACACAAUACUGAUAUGAAUCUAUACCAAUGUACAUCACAUUAUCUGUGAUAAUGAUGUGGCAACCACUUCAAUUAAUGUUAAACUAGUUGUACAAAACAAACCCAAUUUCUCACAAACAAACAUUGGAUCUGUCAUACCUUGGCAUUUUGAGUGAGAGGAGAAGUAGCUGAAGGGUUUGAUGUGGAUUCUGUGCAUGGUGUGUAAAAGUUGUGUUGUUAAAAAGGUAAAACUUGAUACUGAUCAUUUUUGAUAUUACAUUUUUAUGCCAAUAUCGGCCAAUAAUAAUGGCCAUCCAUGCUGUUUAUGUUUGGUUGUUGAUCUAAAGGUGUUAAAUCCUUCAGAUGAGCAUAAUAUAAUUUGUAGGAUCAGUUGCCACAAGGACCAGCUGCGUCUAAGAUCUGUGAAAUGACCUGAUUGACAGGCCUGGUCUGCAUGGGUUCUGCACCUUUGUUGAGUUUAGUUGGCCCCAUAUAAACAGAUUAAGUUCAGGAAGAUGCUUUGUCUGUAUCUGUUCCUGUUUGUAGUGUGGAACCACCAUUUUAUACUUUUAGCACACUUAGGACCAAGUUGUCUGAUCCCAGUGAAGUCAACAACAGUUUGUGACGAGGAUAUAUUAGUACUACUGCACCCCUAAAAGAUCAGUUUUUCACCAUUGCUUCACUGAGGAACCAUGAACCAGAGAUUUAUAGUCAAGAUCAGAGGCUGUUGGGAACCCAAUGGAAGUGACGUUUGGAGGCCAUGUGAUGGUACUGUGUAGUUUCUACCUCAGGCAAAACAAAACUUUUCACUACUGAGAUGCUAAAUGUGCAAAGUGGAGCCAGGCAUUUAAGGUUUUUAGUGGAGUGCUAACCACAUGUUUAGCUGCACAUUUUAUAGAUAGAUUAUAAAUUGAGGGGGGGGGG
Molecule: messenger RNA, 4015 nt
Organism: Nothobranchius furzeri (turquoise killifish)
Lineage: Eukaryota; Metazoa; Chordata; Actinopteri; Cyprinodontiformes; Nothobranchiidae
Product: calsenilin
Biological process (GO): regulation of potassium ion transmembrane transport; negative regulation of transcription by RNA polymerase II
Cellular component (GO): nucleus; voltage-gated potassium channel complex
Molecular function (GO): calcium ion binding; potassium channel regulator activity; DNA-binding transcription repressor activity, RNA polymerase II-specific
Source: RefSeq, a predicted model, not a curated record